GGAUGCUUGGUUGGGAUCUUUUAAACAGACCAAAUGUGAUAUAGAAGCCUUCGUGUUCCAUUUGGUGACAAAUAUUAAGCUCAAGUCCUGUGUUGAGAAGAAAUCAUGAGCGGUCAUCUGGUCUUCCUGCUGCUGGCACUGUUGGCCAUACCUGCCUACUCCCAGAAUGGUGCCAAUGUGACUGAUUUCGGAAAGGAGGAGGCAGAGGACGAAGAAAUCAAGGUAGAAGAGGUAAAAGAGGAAGAAGAAGUAGAGGAAGAAGAGAAAGAAGAAGAAGAGGAGGAACUGGAAGAAGAAGAGGAGGAAGAGGAGGAAGAAGAAGAUGAGGAAGAAGAAGAAGAAGAGGAAAAAGAGGAACAGCAUGGACAAAGAAGAAAUAGAAGACAUAGGGGACGCGGUAGAGGAUCAAGCACAGGAUGAGGAGGUGACUGGAACUAUUUUUGGGUGUUGAGGUGUGAGGACAACAAACAGGCUUAUUAUUCCGAAAGAAUAAAAUGAUUUUUCUGGAGGGAAUAAUUCAAUCAUAGAAAACCCCAGUAAAGUGUGAAGAUUUCUUUUUCCACUCACUCAGUUUGUCUGAAUCAAAAUGUCAAGUUGUGCUUCUUAA
Molecule: messenger RNA, 607 nt
Organism: Corythoichthys intestinalis (scribbled pipefish)
Lineage: Eukaryota; Metazoa; Chordata; Actinopteri; Syngnathiformes; Syngnathidae
Product: troponin T, skeletal muscle-like
Exons: 2
Coding region: 106-420 (104 amino acids)
Source: RefSeq, a predicted model, not a curated record